AUGCCGUCUACCACAAAUGAAUAUGCUAAAGCUGAAAGAGAGCUAGCAAAUGAACAACAAUUACAAGAAAAAAUCGUGAAUGAAGAAUUCAAAAUUUGGAAGAAAACAGUCCCUUUAUUGUAUGAUUUUGUUCAUACAUUUGCAUUAGAUAGUCCAUCAUUAGUAUUUCAAUGGUUACCAGAUUAUAAUGUUUCUCAAUCAGAUUUAGAAGUGAAAUUUUUAAUAGGAACAAAUACUAUCAAUAAAUCGGAAAAUUAUUUAAAAUUGGGUUCAGUUACCUUACCUUCAACUUUGGUUGAAAAUUCAACUAAUCCCCAAGGUAUACCUAUUCCAACUGAAGAUUUAGAUACUUCUAAUUUUAGAAUCAUUAACCAAUGGAAACAAUCAUGUGAGAUUAAUAAAUUGAAAGUAUCAUCUAAUGGAGGACUUGCUGUUGGAUUUGGAGCUGAUGGGAUAAUUCGUGGAUUUAAUUUGAAGAAUUACGAUAUUGUUGAUUAUAAAUAUCAUAAACAAGAAGGUUCUGCCUUGAAUUGGAUUAAUGAGAAUAGUUUUAUUUCUGGUGCUAAAGAUUCUCAAAUUGCUUUAUGGCAAGUAGAUAAACCUUCGACUCCAAUUCAAUUAUUUAAAGGACAUCGUGGUGCUAUUAAUGAUUUAUCAUCGAUAAAGGGGAAAACCUUGUUUGGGUCUGUUAGUGAUGAUUCGACAACGCAAUUCUAUGAUGGAAGAAUCGGUUCAAUAGAUGCUAAUCCUGUAAUAUCAGUGGAAAAUAAUCAUAUCCAGAAUUGUAUUCAAUUCCAUCCGGAUAUUCACACAAUGUAUGCUACAGCUGGUAAAGAUAAUAUUGUUUCACUAUAUGAUAUGAGAAAUUACAAGACACCAUUCAGAAAGUUUUAUGGGCAUAAUGAUACCAUUAGACAAUUACAAUGGGAUUCAUACAAUCCAAACCUUCUUGUAUCUUGCGGAUUAGAUAAGCGUGUACUUUUCUGGAAUUUGGAAAGCCUCGAUGAAGAUUAUACUUAUCCUGAUCAGACUUCUAAUGGUAAGGAUUCUAAUUCAAAGAAGAAACAAGUCAAUAAAGUGGAUCCUUGUUUGAAAUAUAUCCAUGGUGGUCAUACUAAUAGAAUCAAUGAUUUUGAUAUACAUACUAAAGUGAGAAAUCUUUUUGGUAGUGUUGGCAAUGAUAGAUUAUUAGAAAUCUGGAAACCAAAGACCUUACCGGGUGAUGAACCGGAAGAAGAAGAAGAGGAGGAAGUAGAAGAAGAGGCAUUACCUGAAGAAAAGAAAGUUAGUGAAGAAACCAAGGAAUCAGAACAAGACGUUGAAAUGAAAGAUUGA
Messenger RNA from Candida tropicalis MYA-3404, 1335 nucleotides. It is a transcript of the gene UME1, whose product is annotated as Ume1p. Gene Ontology annotation, biological process: regulation of gene expression. Gene Ontology annotation, cellular component: Rpd3L-Expanded complex; nucleus; Rpd3L complex. The record is from RefSeq and is a predicted model, not a curated record. Lineage: Eukaryota; Fungi; Ascomycota; Pichiomycetes; Serinales; Debaryomycetaceae. Bases 1 to 1335 code for a protein of 444 amino acids. Gene Ontology annotation, molecular function: histone binding. The transcript has a single exon.